Messenger RNA from Soboliphyme baturini, 1887 nucleotides. The record is from the annotation of a GenBank genome assembly. Lineage: Eukaryota; Metazoa; Nematoda; Enoplea; Dioctophymatida; Soboliphymatidae.
AUGGAAGGAAAAUUGAACAAAUACAAUCAGACUUCGCAGAAAUUGGGCAACUCGUUGCUCAGUACAUCCGACACACUGCGAGGGAAAGCAACGAGAAUCAGGGAACGUUAUGUUUUUCUGUUUGAUGCAGUGAUCGUAUUGUGCAAACCCCUUCCGCAGAAGCGGUCUUCUGGACAAGAAUACCGUUUAAAAGAGCAGUUUCCUCUUCGGAAAAUUGAAGUCAUCGAUAGGGACGAUACCGAUGAUUUAAGCAACGCUUUCGAAAUUCGACAGAAAGACAAUACGGUAAGCGUCGUGCUGGUGGCGCAGUUAGCUGACGAUAAGACAACAUGGAUGGCCACGUUAGUGAUGCUUCAAACGCGCAGUAUGCUGGAACGAAUGCUGGACUCCUGUUUGGAAGCAGAUCAAAAACGAAUUCCUUUGUUGAUACCAUCCCCAGAUCUCUAUCGGUUCGCGAAGCCAGACAGCGACGAAAAUAUCGUUCUGGAAGAUUAUACGUCUAGCAGCGGAAUUCCGGUCGUUCGUGGUGCGACAUUGAUGAAGUUGGUCGAACGUUGCACCUAUCACAUGUACGUAGAUCUUAAAUUCGUGCGCACUUUUCUGACCACAUUCCGCCUCUUUUGUACUCCGCGGGAGCUACUUAAUUUGCUGAUCGACAGGUUCAAUAUUCCAGAGCCGGUUUUCGAUGGUACAUCGGUUGUGGGCUACUCACCACUAGGUUCUGGUUACAGUACGGACGACGGUGGUACAGCAUUUUUGUGGCCACCCUCCACGAAUCUUGAGCCCGGUGGUCCGACGAUGGAUUCGGAUUCUUUUUUUCGGGAAUGUAUGAAGCGACUGCGCAAAGAAUAUAUACAACCGGUGCAGAUACGUGUGUUGAACGUCAUUCGACAAUGGAUUGACCACCACUGGUAUGACUUUCAGCAAGAUCCAGAUCUUCUUCUGGACCUUAAGCUUUUCCUCAAACACGUUGAAGAAGUGAACAAAGUAGUAAAGUGGGCAAAAUCCCUUCAGAAUAUCAUCGAGCGAAAGAUCGAAACAAAAGAGGAGCUGAAAGAAUUUCAGUUUCCUUCUGAUCCGCCACUACUCGAGUGGCACUUGACUCAGUCACCAGAAGAAUUUGAUCUCAUGACGCUUCAUCCCGUGGAAAUUGCUCGACAGAUUACCCUUAUAGAAUUUGAUCUAUAUCGUGCGGUAAAACCCAUCGAGCUGGUCGGAGCUGCGUGGACUAAGAAGGACAAGGAUAAACGCAGCCCUCAGCUAAUGAAACUCAUCCAACAUUCGACCAAGGUAUAUAACAUCGGCGAACGAGUGGCCGUCAUGAACCGAAUCGUCGAGAUUAUGUGUGUUUUCGAGGAACUGAACAAUUUCACAGGUUUAUUUGAAAUUUAUGGAGUGCUAGAGUCGUCACCAGUUCAUCGACUCUACUACACGUGGGAAAGACUCGAUCAAAAGCUGCUGAAAGCCUUCGAUGAAGUGAAACAGAUUUUGUCAGAUGCGCAUCACAAGUUGAUUCGUGAGCGACUCCGUUCCAUCAAUCCUCCUUGUGUUCCUUUCUUUGGCAUGUAUCUGACUAACAUCAUAUUUUUGGAAGAGGGCAAUCCGAUAUUUUUGAAGAUGCCACUGUCACACCAGACGAGCGAGACAGAUGCGUCCGAUACAGAAACGGCUACUCUCAUAAGCUUCUCGAAAUGUCGUAAAAUUGCGGACAUCAUUGGAGAGAUUCAGAUGUACCAAAACCAACCUUACUGUCUUGUUGUGGAGCCUUCUAUCAGAGUAAGUUUUGAACGCUACCUGCUACUGUUUAAAUCUGGCCAUUUUGUUUCGCAUUUUUCUGCUCCUGAUAUCGAGAUUCACAAGUUAAAUCUCAUCUGCUGCAUCGCGUAG